This is a messenger RNA of Meira miltonrushii, 5792 nucleotides long. RefSeq lists its product as uncharacterized. NCBI's taxonomy places the organism in Eukaryota, Fungi, Basidiomycota, Exobasidiomycetes, Exobasidiales, Brachybasidiaceae. Gene Ontology annotation, cellular component: nucleus. The record is from RefSeq and is a predicted model, not a curated record. The coding region runs from base 49 to 5748 and encodes 1899 amino acids. Gene Ontology annotation, molecular function: RNA binding. The transcript has 2 exons.
CUACGACUACGAAGGCGUACCCAGCAUGCAGUAAGACUUGAAGCGAUCAUGUCUUACCGAGAAUGGUCGGGAGAGAGAGCUGGAGGGGCAAGGAGAGGUGAAGGGUCCACCUCAAAAUCACCUUCGCCUGAUCCUGAAUUGGUUAAAUAUUUGAAAGAGCAAAAAGCGUCAACUUCUACCAGCUCAGAAGAGGCUUUUCAUCGUAAUCAACGUAUCGCAGCAGGUGGUAUCAAUCAUGCAAAGAAUCGGUUUCAACGUGAAAGAGAAGAAGCAGAAAGGAGAAAGAGAGAAGAAGAAGAGUAUGCUGCCAUUGCUUAUCGAGAAUUUGUGGAGGAUAUGCAAGGCGAUGGAAGAAGUCGAGGCAGCAGAAGGGAUGGCACAAAGGACAAGAGUAGGACGAAUGAGCGAUCCUCUGGAUUUGUUCGAGCGGGAGGAUCAGAAUAUACUCAUGAGAAUGUCAAUCGUAGAGAUCAAAGACGCAAUGAUUCAUCAGCUUUAGCAAGGGAAGAAGCAUUCAUUGUAGAGGAUGAUGAAGGACUUGACAGCAAGAUGCAAAAUGCAGAGAAAGACAUACCACCUAAACGCAAAGGAGCAAUGCAAGACUUUCUCGGAGAAUUGCAACGGGAUCAAGCCAGAAGAGAAGAGAGACUGCGACCCCGUGUUUCAGAGAACGAAUCAAUCUCUUCACUCCUUGCUCGUGAAGCUCAAAGGAACGGUACAAGAGAAACGCAUGAUCCCAAAUCUACAAACGUUUGCAUCUUAAAUCUACCAGGAAAUGUGAGCGAACACACUUUAGGAGAAUAUUUCAGCUAUUAUGGCGAUAUUGCGAGUGUGAAGAUCAUGUGGUCAAGAACAGAAGAUGCAAGGAUGGUAAUGGCAUCAAAUGGAAUGUCGAUUCGUGAAACGAAGCAUGAAGGAGCAACGGGAUUCGUCAAUUUCAUGUACAAAUCAGAUGCAGAGCAUGCCUAUAACCAGAUAGAAGGAUCUCAAUGGAGAGGCUGCUUAUUACGAACGGGGUGGGGUAAAUGUCUUUCCCGGCCAUUCGAGCCUUUGUACAUCAAAUCUGAUCGCACAAAAAAGGACUUUGAGAGUGAACAACAUGCAAAAGAGCCAACGGAAAACUCUGCCCCAAUUGCAAUACGUUUCAAAAGAUCACGUAGCCCUGGCUCUAUACCACAUCGUCGAGAAAGGCCACGAGAGAGAUUUUCUCAUGGAAACACAUUCGAGGAUGAUGGUUAUGCUUCGUUCUACAGCACCGAUUCAGAAGAAGAGAGUGAGAAUGAGAAUCUGCAGAAACAAACAGACAUAUUCGGCAAAGUGGCUCGAGCAAGAUUUGAUGCCAUGUUGCGCAGUUUGACAGGACGUCGAGAGCGCAUUGCACGGGUGAUGUUAUUUGCAUUGGAACAUGCGUAUUGUGCAAAAGAGAUUACUGAUCGCUUGAUUCAGUCACUGUUGGUGCCUUCGACACCACUGCCACGUAAAUUGGCACGAUUGCAUGCCAUCUCGGAUAUUCUGCACAAUUGUUCAGCUCCUGCAAGUAGUGCUUGGAGAUAUAGAUCUCUAUUCGAAUCAACUUUGGAAGCUGUCUUUCUGCAUUGGGGCGAUGUAGCCAACUCAUUCCAAGGAAGGAUCAAACGCGAAGCUUGCAAGGAUAUGGCAAGACAAUUAUUGGAAGUUUGGGAAUCAUGGUUGAUAUUUGAUUUGAAGCGGAUACAAAAAUGGCGGGAAUGUGUGGAGAGAGGAAGUGUUGUUGCGACGAUAGAGGCCGCAUCAGACUCUGUUCCCACAACCCUCAAGCUCGAUCAGCAUCAUGAGUCAAUGGAAGACAUUGAUGGUGAGGAAUAUCAAGAGGAUAUUGAUGGUGAAGCAUUGGAAGAUAUUGAUGGGGAGGCAAUAGAAGAGCUCACAAAUAUGACCGGACCAUCUCUGAUCGCUGCCACUGCUGAAGAACAGGGAAUCCUGCAAUCUUUAGAGCAUGCAGCAGCUCUUUUCACCAGUCCCGAUCCGGCCGGAAGAAGUCAAGGAGAAGCAAUCUUUCUACAAUUAAGACAAAGUCCAAAUGCAAUAGAGCAUGCUUUAUUCUCUUUAGAGCAUUCUAGUGAUCCUUUCGUUCACUUCCAAUGCUUGAGCGUUCUUUUGGAGCAUUUGCCAAACCUUUCUUUGCGUACACCAAGCAAAAGCAUCGCAUCUUUAACGACCAUUCGAGACUUUUUGUAUGCAUUGAUCGUGGCACGUUGUAAUGAUGCCAAUGCAACCUCAUGGCCCAACUGGACAAGAUCUCGUGCUUAUCAAACAUUAUCUGCUGUUCAGCUGAGACUACUGGGGUUAGAGCUCGAGGAAGCAAAGGAGUCGCAUCAAACUGGAACAGUCAUCGAAGCACACACACAAUUCAUUCUUUCGCAUAUUGUCAACCUUACGUCUGUGCAGAGCCUUCAGGAGAAUCAACAAGGAUUCUUCGUUGGAACAGGUAUUGCAAACUCACUCCUAGAUGAGAUCAGUCAUAAUACACAAAUCAAUGCAGGCAACACUAGCAGCACCUCAAAUCGAUCAAAAGGCAAAUCUCGUAUGGUCGACAAUACUGGCUUGUCUCCGAUUCAACAUAGAUGGACGAAAGCUUGGAUGCAGGAACAGAUCCUGCCGCAUUUGUUACAAACAAUCAUACAAGGCCUCUCAUUCAUCUUGUCGAACCAAGCAUCUACUGUUCAGGCAUCAAUCGUUUCUAUCUUGUCUGCUUUGGUCAACUUAUCAGAAAAACUGUUACGAUGGUCAUGCAUUUUGACAAAACCUUGGGCAGGACUGGAUAGAAAUCUGGAUUUUGAGGAAACUUCAUCUCUCUUAGCAGAGGACAACCUCCUCAUCGAAGAUGAUCUAGACGACUUGGAAUCAUCUGAUCAACCGAAAAUUUCAUCAAGCACACACAUCAUUCGCUAUAUACCCGAAUCUCUCGCACAAAUUCUUUUGAGCAUAGACAUGAUCUCGCUCAUCAGUUCCGCUUAUCGAUUCGCGAAUCAAUUAGACACAAUCACAAACCGAGAAGCGGCACUUUGCAUAUCAAGGCUGAGAAGAUGUUUGCUUUCGAUCUCAAGCUUCUCCCAAGCACCCCAGUCAAAUGUCCAAGUGGACCUCGCAGGACGUCAAACUACCAUUCUGAAAACACUAGCAAUGCUUCGUGGUGAUGCGCAGCAUAUGUCAUCUCCUUUGCAAACUGAUCGAGGUCAAGCAUUGUUGUUCCUGGGACAACUUUAUUCUGUCGCCUUGAAGUCUACUGCAUCAGUAUCGAUUGAUCAUUUACCCUAUGGCAUCGAAAAUGCUAUACAAGAUCUGUCUGCGCUGUCAAAUAUGAUCCUAACAUUUGCUUUUGGCAGACGAGGUAAUGACAGCGAUGAAGAUGAUGAUCUUGAUUUACUGGCGGAUGAGAUGAUUCCCAGCCUUCUCUCUGCAUGGUUGGCACUCCCAGAAGUUUGCAAGGAUCCAGCAACGCUAUCAAAGAUUUCAUCGCACACAUUCAUUGGAAUCGUCAAGCCUUACAUCGAUGCUCGAUUGCAUCAGGCUUCGACCGCAGGCGAAAGUGAAGCAGAUGACGAUGAGGAUGAAUACGGCGAGGAGACAAGACCUGAUCAAGAGGUGUACGAAGAUACACUGAUCAUGUUUGCCUCUUUGGCUCGUCUUGGUAACUUGAGCGAGACAUUGGCAUACCUUCAAAGCUUGAGUGAUCGUUUGUUGAAUGAGCUUGUGGCUUUCUACAAAUCUCCUAGCAACGCUCAAAUUGGAUCUCCCGAAAUGAAAGCCUUGGAAGGACGAUGGGAAAGCUUGCACUGGAUCAUCCUCAUUACCGGGCAUACACUAGCCGAUGUCAGUAAAGGAGAAGUUGCCAUGGUUCCUCGUGAGAUUGAGGUGCUUCCGGAGCAAGAUCAGCAGGUGGCAGUACAUCUAAUACAAUCACUCGGAUUGAAUCUCGCUCAAAUUCUGACAGAUGCAGAUCAGUCUAAACCGCAAAGUCCUCAAGUUCUGCAGACUUUGCUCUGGUUCAACGCUCGUUGGAUCCCAGGCUACUUGUUGGUCCGAUCAACGCCCGUUCUGUCAGCGAAGUUCGAUGCUCGAGCUGGUCUGCAGACCUUGUCGUUCUUACUUGGGAGGAUCAAGAUCAUCAUGGGUGUUUGGGUAUCAGACAGUGAUGUGAUCUUACAAGUUUCAUCCAUUUUACGUGCUUUUGCAUUGUCAGAAGGAGUAAUGCGUUCAUUGUUGUCGAUCUCUGAAUUUGAUGAGCUAAACAGAGCAAUUAUCGAAGGUCUAGGUGUCUUGCCAGCCAAAACGCAUAAACCUUUGAUUUCAGCUUUGAUUGGUUGUAUCUAUGCAAGCGCUGCCACACAAUCACCAGAGAUCUUCUUUGAUCGUAUCACACAAGCAAUCGAACAACGGCUGUCUGUCAUCGUACAUCAACCUUCCUUCACUUCGCCGAGCGUUUUCCAAAGAGGAGAUGUUGUCGAAGGUUUACACAAUGCACUGGACAUGUUUGAUGGAUUAGCAGCUAGUACUCAACCAAGAUCAGCUCGUGCAGUGUAUGGGUUCCUCUCGCGCUUCUUUGAUACUUUGAUCAAUCUGAUCACAAUGUACAAAGACAGAAGUGAGAUUGGAACGGGAAUCAUUCGCAUUUUCCGUACUUUGAUUGGCGCUCUGGACCUUGGCUUUGGUGUUGAUGAAGAAAUUGUAUCCAGCCUAAAUGAAGUGGUCUGGAAGUUGAUGGAAGGAAUGAAUGCCAACAUCUUGAUUGGCGAUUCACCUGCAUCUGCUUUGGAAGAAGACAUUCCCUUCGAGGGUCUUUGUCUUGCGUUGGAGUUGAUAAACGAUCUCCUCUUGGCAAGCGAUGGGGAUGCACGUUCUCCUGUCUCUCACUGGCUGGCCAGCGUAUCUCAUCGUCAGACUGGAGAUGUUUGCCUUUUCGGCUUUUCGCGUUUGGUGCCAUUCUUGCAAGGAGAUGUUUUGUCAAGCUCAGGUAUUCGUACUCGCUUGGCACGCUUGACAAGUCGUCUUUUCAUCUCUUUUGGUCACAGACUUGUAGGUAUGGUGAUCCAAGAAGGUAUGCAUCAACAAUCUAUCCCAGUUCCUGGUAAUGGACAAGGUCAAUGUGUUCAGUUGUAUACUGCUUGCGUUGAGGCUUUAUCCAUCUCAUUGAACUUCGAUGAAACAAAUGCAGUCAUUGAUAGUCUAGAGGCUAUUGACGGUCUUGCAAAAGCAUCGCAAAGGGUACUUCGUGAAGCAUUCAAUGCAACGAACGGUAGUGCUGCUCAACAGAAUGUCAAUCAAGCAGGACAAGUCGUCCUUGCAUCUUUAUCAUCCCCACUUUUGGACAAUAUCUUACGCGCAACAUUGAUUGAGCCCAUUGCACCGACAAUGCUUGAAGCUCAUAUCCGGACAUUAUUCUCACUGCUGAACGUCAUCAUUCAUACUCAGGUACAAUGGCAAAUUGAUGGUCAACAAGAAGAUGGCAAAGUUCAUCUUCAAAAGCAUUUGCAAACGUUUUGUGCUACUACGUCUCUUUCAAGUGGCCGUGUAAAGGCAUCCUCAAAAGAGAUUGUCAAUACUGGAAAUGCAGAUGAUUUGCGCAGGAGGACAGCUCUCUCGACCGUGAUCAUCCAGCUUGUCGAGCAUUGUAUCUCAACAACCGGAAAAGCACAACAAGAUUCUCUGAUCGAAGGCCGUGCAAGGGAGAUUGCUUGGCAAGCUAGAUCUGAUCUCAAGGUUCGUUGAUUUGUACAAAUUCAUGAAAUACAUAAUACAUUGAUAAUUGCGGG